AUUUUUUAAGGAAGAUAGCACACCACUCCAGCAUGAAAUGGUGGAUGCAAUAAAGUGGGAAAUUGGGCCGCUGAAUAAGCUGUACAAGUUUGAAAGUCAUAAAUCCCAAUACUAAAAUGUCAAAAUUUACACACUCAUAAAGACUGCUGCUCUUACUUGGUUGUUAUCGUCGCCUUCAUUCCCACAUCACUGCUCCCACCAAAUCCGGUACAAUCCGAAAUUCGAAGAUCGCACAAAGUGGUGAUUUGUGAAAAAUGGCAGUAGUUGCUUCUGCUCCGGGGAAGGUUUUAAUGACUGGAGGCUACCUUGUUUUGGAGAGGCCUAAUGCUGGGAUUGUGCUGAGUACAAAUGCUCGAUUCUAUGCAAUUGUAAAACCGCUUUAUGAGGAAAUUAAACCCGACAGUUGGGCAUGGGCAUGGACAGAUGUGAAACUGACGUCUCCUCAGAUGGGAAGAGAAAUUAUGUACAAAUUGUCGCUCAAGAAUCUCCAGCUACAGAGUGUAUCCUCUAGUGAUAGGAAUCCGUUUGUUGAAUAUGCACUGCAAUAUGUUGUAGCAGCGGCUUGUGCCACGUUUGAUCAACCUAAGAAGGAUGAGUUGCAAAAACUUUUGUUGCGAGGUCUUGACAUUACUAUAUUAGGUUGCAAUGAGUUCUAUUCAUAUAGGAAUCAGAUUGAAGCACGUGGCCUACCAUUGACCUCCGAAUCAUUGGCUUCACUUCCUCCUUUUACUUCAAUUGCAUUCAAUGAGGAGGAAUCAAAUGGACAAAAGAGCAAGCCUGAAGUUGCCAAAACAGGGCUGGGCUCGUCAGCAGCUAUGACGACUGCUGUUGUCGCUGCUUUACUUCAUUACCUUGGAGUUGUCAGUCUCCCCUCAGAGUUCAGUGGUCCUCUUGAAGGGGAUAGAGUUUCCGCAGACCUGGAUGUCGUGCACGUUAUCGCUCAAACAGCUCACUGUAUAGCGCAGGGUAAAGUUGGUAGUGGUUUUGAUGUGAGCUCUGCUGUUUAUGGUAGUCAGCGGUAUGUCAGAUUUUCACCAGAAGUACUUUCUUCUGCUCAGGAUGCUGGUCGAGGGACUCCAAUUGAAGAGGCCAUAGGGAAUGUGCUAAAAGCUAAUUGGGAUCAUGAGAGGACUAAAUUUUCAUUACCCCCAAUGAUGACUUUAUUACUUGGAGAGCCAGGAAGUGGUGGAUCAUCAACACCGUCAAUGGUCGGUGCUGUAAAGAAGUGGCAAAAGUCAGACCCUCAAAAUUCCCUUGAAACAUGGAAGAAGUUGUCAGAAGCUAAUUCUGCUCUUGAGAUGCACCUCAAAACCUUGAGCAAAUUGGCAGAAAUAAACAUUGAUGAUUAUAAAUAUACCAUUAUCAAAUGCAGCACUGUCACAUCCGAAAAGUGGAGAGAUGAAGCUCCUGAACCAAAUCAAUUAGAAGUUGUUAAAGCAUUACUAGGAGCUCGAGAUGCCAUGCUUGCUAUCAGGUGUAACAUGCGCAAGAUGGGCGAGGCAGCUGGGAUUCCCAUUGAGCCCCAGUCACAAACUCAACUGCUGGAUACAACGAUGAAUAUGGAAGGUGUUCUGUUGGCUGGUGUUCCUGGUGCAGGUGGAUUUGAUGCAGUCUUUGCUGUGACCUUGGGGGAGUCGGGCAGCAACGUGGUCAAAGUCUGGAGCUCCCUCAAUGUGCUCGCCUUGCUAGUAAGAGAGGACCCUCGCGGAGUUUCCUUGGAAAGCAACGACCCUCGGGCAACAGAAAUAACUGGUGCGGUUUCUGCCCUUCGAAUCAAGUGAAGUUAAAUGUUUGUUACUUCUUUUACCGGUAUUGUCAUUUGAAACUCAGGUAGCUAAAUUUCAGUGAGUUUGAUACAGGAUUUUAACUUAUUACCACUGUUAAAAUAUUGUGUUUGUUGCAAGAUAAUAAGGAAACAGAACAUUUCUGUUGUAUUUUACAAUAAUAAUUUGUAUGAGAUGUUCCAUGUGCAUUUUCAA
Salvia hispanica is the source of this 1979-nucleotide messenger RNA. RefSeq names its product GHMP kinase family protein. Lineage: Eukaryota; Viridiplantae; Streptophyta; Magnoliopsida; Lamiales; Lamiaceae. The record is from RefSeq and is a predicted model, not a curated record. Gene Ontology annotation, biological process: isopentenyl diphosphate biosynthetic process, mevalonate pathway. Gene Ontology annotation, cellular component: peroxisome. Gene Ontology annotation, molecular function: phosphomevalonate kinase activity; ATP binding.